CCCACCCACAUAGCUUACACACAUACCUGUGUGCACCUGUACGCAGACCGUAUCAGCACAAACACAGCUGGAAGAUUUCAGAAUCAUAAUGCUCUCAGAAUAGAAGCAGAUUCACAGAGGAAGCCGGAAACAAGACAAAAUUUGAUCUUCGAGACGCCGCUCAAAAUGGCAGAGUCUGCCAACCUGCUGAUGUUCUCCGAGCAGGAGCUGACCUGCUCCAUCUGCCUGGACCUGUUCAGCGACCCCGUGUCCACGCCGUGCGGACACAACUUCUGCCAACGCUGCAUCGGGAGCUACUGGGCCACCAGCGCUGCCUGCAGCUGCCCGCUGUGCAAGCGGCAAUUCAACGAGCGGCCGGAGCUGAGCGUGAACAAGGUCUUCGCCAUGAUCGCCGACAAGUAUAAAGAGUCCCGCUACGGGGCCGUGGCCCCGGACCCCGAGAAGGCGGGCGACGGGGUGGCGGCGGCGGCCGGGAUCGCCUGCGAUGUCUGCACGGGGCGGAAGCAGCCGGCGGUGAAGUCCUGCCUCACCUGCACGGCGUCCUACUGCGAGGCGCACGUCCAGCCCCACCUGGAGACGCCGUGCUACUCGCACCACCAGCUCAUGGAGCCCCACGAGGCGCUGCGCGGCCGCACCUGCAGCACCCACAACCGCCUGCUGGAGGUGUACUGCCGCACCGACGAGCGGUGCAUCUGCGCCAUCUGCGUGCUGGAGGAGCACCGCACCCACAGGACGGUGUCCGUGCAGACGGAGAGGGCCAACAAGCAGAAACUCCUUGGAAAGACUGAGCUGGAGAUUCAAAGCAGGAUCAAGGAGAAGACGGUCAGACUGACUGAACUCAAAAGCAAAGUGGACUCUCUCAGGAACUUUGCCCAGGGUGAGGUGUCAGAGGUGGAGCAGAUCCUGGUGGAUAUGAGCCAGGCGGUGGAGAGGAUCCGUGGGGAGCUGGUGGGUGGAAUACAGGAGAAACAGGCCACCAUGGAGGCCAGGGGGCACGGGCUGAUCUCCCGGCUGGAGGGGGAGCUCGGGCAGCUGCAAACCCAGCGAGCCAAUCUUGAGAUGCAGGCGUCCUCUGAGGACCACAUCGGCUUCCUAAAGAGUUUCGAGGCGGCAAACAACCUCCUGCCCAUGGACCCAGAGGAACCGGAGCCGGACGGCCUGGAGCUGCACUUGCCCCUGGGAGAGGUGAAGAGGGCCCUGGCGGAGCUGAGGGAUCGGCUAGAGGAGAUCCACAUGGGGGAGAUCCGCUCUCAGCGCUCCGUGUCCUUGCCCGAGAGUGAGAGCAUGAUGAGUCUUCAGGGAAUGAGGAGGAGGGAGUGGUCACUGAGAGAUCUCAGAAGGAUACGCUCAGGAUCAGGAAUCAAGAAGCUUCGUGCCUAUGCAGAUGACAUCAAUUUGAACCCAGUGACUGCGUACCCCUUUCUGAUCCUGUCUGAUGACCGGAAGCAGGUAAAGAGAGGGGAGAAGCUGCAGUUCUACAGGAACAGCGCUCAGCGCUAUGAUGUCUGGUCCUGUGUGCUCGCCAAAGAAGGCUUCAGCUCCGGGAGACACUAUUGGGAGCUGCAGGUGGGGGAAAAUAAGGACUGGAAGGUAGGUGUUGUCCGGGAGUCUGCCCAGCGGAAAGGCCUGUUUGACAUGAGCCCCGCCAACGGCUACUUUGGAUUGUGGUGGGGGGGGUCCCAGCUGCGCGCCCUGACGGCGCCGCCCCUCGUCAAGAUCAAGAUCUCGAGCCGCCUGCGAAGGGUAGGGGUGUUCCUGGACUGCGAGGAGGGCCUGGUGGCCUUCUACAACGCCAAGACGGGCUCAGAGGUGUACUCAUUCAGCAUGGACGAAUUCGCAGAGAAGAUGAUGCCCUUCCUGGGGACCGGAGACAAGGAGGUCCCAUUGGUGCUCCUUUCAGCCCAGUACAGCAUCCCGGAGUGAGAGGGAGAUGACUGAAGGUGUGAGGGUCAGGGAGGGUGAGAGAACGAGCGUGUUCAUUUCAGGCCAGUACUGGGAGGGGAGUAUCGAGAGGCUGAAAUUAGAAGGGCACUGCAUCCAAUGUGUCUACUGUCAGCACCUUUUCUCACUCCAUCACGAGUAGGCUUUUUUUUUUUUUUUAGACUCACCGUUACAUAUACACUACAUAUACACCACCUUCACCUAAUUUUGUAAUGGAUGCAUGUUCUAAUGUCUGCACCUGCCUAACGUCUGUGGUAUUUUCCACCACGAAGCAGGGAGACAGAAAGGGGGGGGGGUACAAAUGUUACCGUUGAAUACACAGACGCCUGUCACCUGUAUAUGUCACUCCACACAAGAAUGUCUGCUGAGCAAAAAAUGUCAUGCAAGUCUCGACAAUGUAAACGUUCCAAUUUCACCUGUCACGUUUUUUUUAACUUUUAAAUAUCAAUGUGGUUUAAUUUUUGUACUCAAUUUGUCAUCUGUAAUUCCAGUUAAUUCCAGGUUUAAUCAGCCAAGGCUAAGCGGAAUCUCAGUGUGCUCAGGAAAUACGAUUAAGGUCUGACAGAUGUGUACUGCAGCGUAUCAGAUACGUUUUUGGG
Molecule: messenger RNA, 2540 nt
Organism: Megalops cyprinoides (Indo-Pacific tarpon)
Lineage: Eukaryota; Metazoa; Chordata; Actinopteri; Elopiformes; Megalopidae
Gene: btr30
Product: E3 ubiquitin-protein ligase TRIM21
Exons: 10
Coding region: 166-1923 (585 amino acids)
Molecular function (GO): protein binding; zinc ion binding
Source: RefSeq, a predicted model, not a curated record